AUGUCCCGCGAACCGAGGAAUCCGGAGGUCGUUUCCAUCGAAGCGCUGAUUCUGGAGCGUUCCCGCCGUCGGCCCUCGUUUGGGGGCUCCUUGGUUGGCUCUGACACUGAUGGUAGAAGCCAGACUGAAGCCGUCGAUCGGCCAAGACCGUCACAAACAAAAUUGGAGCGCAAGUCCACGGAUAUCAGCGACACUGGCCUGAAAUUGGACGGGGACCACAUUCGGGCAAUAAGCAUGCGCCGAUCGCUGCGACAGUGGGGCUGGAUAUGGCGGCGGCCGAUGUAUCCUAUGUCUGACCAAGGCCGCAGAGAGCUUUUGAAGUGGUCGCAGCCGGCAUCGGGCUAUGAUGCCUUCUUGUCCCAUUCUUGGCAGACCUGGGGUUUCUGGAAGUACCUGGCACUUACCCUGCACUCCUGCAGACGUUGGCUGCUGCUUUGGUGGUCCUUGUGGGUUUCUGCGGCCUUCCUUGCGUCCUACGCUUUGGACCUACCCACCUACACCCAAAUCAGCCCGGAGACCCCCCGUUUCCACUGCCGCUGCGACACGGGGCCGUGGGUCGUAGUGACGGGCUUCGUCGCGAUGGUCACGGGACUGCUUUUGGCGCCUUACGCACCCGACUGCUGCA
Symbiodinium necroappetens is the source of this 625-nucleotide messenger RNA. Lineage: Eukaryota; Dinophyceae; Suessiales; Symbiodiniaceae. The record is from the annotation of a GenBank genome assembly.